Molecule: messenger RNA, 1462 nt
Organism: Microdochium trichocladiopsis
Lineage: Eukaryota; Fungi; Ascomycota; Sordariomycetes; Xylariales; Microdochiaceae
Product: 2-nitropropane dioxygenase
Exons: 3
Coding region: 153-1259 (368 amino acids)
Molecular function (GO): nitronate monooxygenase activity
Source: RefSeq, a predicted model, not a curated record
ACCCUUCUCGUCCGCUCCCCUUCUUCUCCUUCUCCCCCCAUCUUUCCACGAACUGCUGUGUUUCUAGACCGCCGACUCCGCUUGCAUUGCCCUCGCUCCUUCUCACACACAUUUCUGCAUCUCCCCACAGCGUCCUCGAACAUCACAGCAAGAUGGCGUCGCCACAGAAGAUCCGGACGGAGAUCACUGAUCUCUUCAACAUUAAGCACCCGAUAAUGCUCGCUGGUAUGAACCAGGCCGCCGGGCCCAAGCUCGCCGCUGCCGUCACCAACGCCGGUGGUCUUGGUGUCAUUGGAGGCAUGUCCUACAGCCCCGAGAUGCUCAAGGAGCAGAUCGCGGAGCUCAAGUCAUACCUCCACGACAAGAAUGCCCCCUUCGGCAUUGACUUGCUGCUACCCCAAGUUGGUGGCAAUGCCAGAAAGACCAACUACGACUACACGAAGGGCAAGCUCGACCAGCUCGUCGACAUCAUCAUCGAGUCCGGCGCCAAGCUCUUCGUCUCCGCCGUCGGUGUGCCGCCCAAGGCUGUCGUCGAAAAGCUCCACAAGCACGGCAUCUUCUACAUGAACAUGGUUGGACACCCCAAGCAUGUCCAGAAGGCUAUUGACAUUGGCGCCGAUCUCAUCUGCGCUCAGGGAGGCGAGGGUGGUGGUCACACCGGAGACGUUCCUACCACCGUCCUCAUCCCUGCUUGCGUCCAGAUUGCCAAGGGCCAAAAGAGUCCCCUCACUGGCAAGCAGAUCCCCAUCAUCGCUGCUGGCGGUAUCGCCAAUGGCAACCUCCUCGCCGCCUCGCUCAUGAUGGGUGCCGAGGCGGUCUGGGUCGGCACUCGUUUCAUCCUCGUCGAGGAGGCCGGCGCCCCCGAGGGCCACAAGGAGUCUGUCCGUACUGCUAGCUUUGACGACACCAUCCGCACCCUCAUCUUCACCGGUAGACCGCUCAGAGUCCGCAGAAACCCUUACAUUGUCAACUGGGAGGAGAACCGGCAAGCUGAGCUCAAGGAACUGACCGCCAAGGGCACGCUACCUUACGAGGCUGAUCUCGAGAAGGUCAUGUCUGGCGACAUUGCCGGCACUGGCGUCGAGCUCAAGGAGGGCGAAGAUGUUGACGAUGUCAUGGACUCUUUCCGGCCCUACCUCAUGGGCAAGGUCGCCGCCCUUGUCAACGAGAACAAGACUGCCAAGGCUGUCGUUGAUGAGUUCGUGGAGGAUGCCUACGCAGCCCUUACCAAGGGAUCCAAGGCUAUUGCCAAGUUGUAAGCGUGUCAGAUGAAGUCGACGUGGUUGUGAACGUGAUCACGGCGCUGUGCCCAACCGUGAAGAAGAACAAGGAAAAGAAGAAACUACGGCUGUGGGCGAUACCCUCCAGAAAUUGCUGCAGCUUGCAAGCGACCGAUACAUUUUGUAUACCAUCUGAAUUAGUAUAAAUGGAAAUCAUGUUGAUAAUAGCUGGGACAAAAUGU